Molecule: messenger RNA, 1797 nt
Organism: Candida albicans SC5314
Lineage: Eukaryota; Fungi; Ascomycota; Pichiomycetes; Serinales; Debaryomycetaceae
Gene: FGR28
Product: Fgr28p
Exons: 1
Coding region: 1-1797 (598 amino acids)
Source: RefSeq, a predicted model, not a curated record
AUGAAAGGUAUUGAACAAUUGAACAUGUAUCCAAAAUCAAUUUAUAUAUACGAUAUGGAACAAUUUCAAUACGAGCAGAAUACUCUUAUUGAAGUUUUAAAGAAAUCUCCGGGAACUCAUGCUUGUUUUUCUCAGAGCAGCGAUCUGGACUCCGAAACAAUGCUGAAAUUUUAUAUUAAUUCUAAUGUCAAGUUUGAUCAUUUAGAAUUGUCAUAUUUCCUGAAUCCACUCACAUUACCACUUAUUGCCACAAGUAUUAAGCUACAUGGCACUAGAUUGAAUAAUUAUGCAAUUCCCGGUGUCAAAAAGCUUUCACUUUUUCAAAACUCUAGUGGCGACAGGGAUCAAAUUUAUACUUUUUCUUCCGAUUUGGAGGAUUUGUAUAUUUCUGCUCGAGAAUCGAUUCAAGUAACUUUACCUCCAAAUUUGCGGAAACUACUGAUAUCUGCAGGUCCGAGCCUGGUAGAUCUUGUAUCUGAAGAAAUGGUUAAUUUAGAAUACUUUCUGCUUAUGUUUCCGAAUAUUCAAUCAUUUAGCGAAACUGGAAUAAUUGCUCCAAAUUUAAAAAAUCUAGUUUUAAUACAUUGCCACAUUUCUAAUUAUGAUGGUUUAAAACAGUUCCAACAUUUAAAGGAUUUAGAAUUAAAAUGCCUUAGUUUUCCUAUGAGUUUAUUUAAUGAUGGUUGUUUACCUGAGUUAGAAAGUUUUACAUGCAAGGAAUGCUUGAUUCACAAUACAGGAGAUUUUGACAAGUCAUUAUCAAUUUUUCCUCCAAAUUUGAAGACAUUAGAACUCGAAACUUGCAAGUUUGUAAAUACCGAAUUUAGCAAUUGGGUACUUUCUGAUACAUUGGAGAUCUUACGUAUUUCUGAUCUGCCCUUUAAGGAUGGUUUUUUGGGUGAGUAUCUAAAGGAUGUCGACGUUAGUGGGAACGAACUCACACUUGAUAGUAACUUUAGAAUCUUUCAUAUGGUCGAAGAAUUCACUUUGUACCCCUAUUAUCUAACUUUUGAAAGUCUGGAUUUUAUGUAUCAUUUACCAAAUAACAUCUUACGAUUGCACUUGAUUUCCAACGGAGAGGGAAAGAUGAGCCCUCUUACUCAAAUGGUUAAAUGGCCGCUGAUGUUGACUGAUUUCGCAUUUCGAAAUUUUAAUAUUGAUAAUCAGACAUUGGAGCUAUUGAAUAUGAAAGAAUCCAACCUUGAGAUAAUUAAAAUUUGUGGAGGCGAUGUCAAAAAGUUAUUUGCAGACUUAUUUCCCGUUAGCGUUAAAGAUCUAUCCUUGAAUGAUAUGGGCAUCCAGAAAUUACCAGAUUCAUUUGAAAAUUUAGAAAACUUAAGAAGUUUGUCUUUAUUUGAAAACCAACUAAGAAAAGUAAAUUCUUUAAAAUUGCCAGUGUCAACAUUGCAGACAUUGAAUGUUUGUCGAUGUAACCUUCAUUUAAUAUCGCCAUUUUUGGUUUCAAUGCUCGAGGAAAAGAACAAAAAUGCAGAAUUAGAAAUUUGCGCUUGGGGGAAUACAAAUAUUAGUGUCAUUGAUAUAAGAACAGCAUUGAAAUCAAUUAAAGGACUUUCAUUAGAGGUCGAUGAUUUUGAUAAAACAUUGACAGAAAUAUCAAAACAUUCUUCUCGUUUACAAUGUAAGUAUUUUGUAUAUGAUCCUUAUUCUAAGGAGUCUAAAUCUUCUGCAACAGAAGAGGUUGCCCUUGACUAUGAUCCAGAUGAUCUUUACGAUGGAAGUGAUAGUAGUUUGGAUGAAGAAGAUGCCGGUGGUGAUAUCAAAAGAAGAAAAAUGUAA